AUGGCGACUCCUACACAAGCUCGCGCGGUUUCGACACCGAAGCCGCACCUCCCAAACACUCCUAGCGGGAUGCUAGCCUCCCCACGACCUGGAACUUCAGGCAAGAAGCUGGCAUACAAGUCACCCGCCGCAGCGAUGAAGACGCCAGCCUCUAUGCACCUUCAUGGCCUCAGCGUGUCUUCGCAGCCGUCGUCGACUCCCCUCGGCGCCGCUGCAAUCCACGACGAGUUGCUCAACCUCAACUCUCCUGCUGCGGCACUGAUCAACUCGAUUGCGCAGAAUAAUCUCACACCCGUCCCGAUGGGGCCACAGGAUGGGCUUGGGAUGACGGGACAUACGCCACUGACUGUCAGAGAUGAGCCACGCAGCCCAGAGACCGAGCGCCUGCAUCGACUACAGCAAGCGCUCGACAAGCUCAAAUGCAAGGUGAUCGGGCGGAAUGUCACACGAGAUGGGAUCAAGAGAGUCGCGCAACUGAACGGUCUCGAGGCCGUGGACAUCGACGACGAUAAUCUCGUGGUCGCUGGAGAGAACGUAGUCGAAAUGGAGAUCACUUUCGAUCCGGUGCAGCGAAACGAUGUUAAAGAUCUAUGCCUGAAGCUGAACUACGAUGACCAGACUCAUGUGCAGACCGAGAGUACAGCGAUGCUAAAAGCACAGGUCGCUGCAGAUGCUUCAGUGGAUGCUCUGACUAAUUUUGCGCACAACGUGGAGUAUUUGGCUCAGCUGGAGAAGAUCGAUGUCAAGCCAAACUGCUUCCAGCUGGUCAACAAUCUGUCGGCAUGUCUGCAGGAUGUUUGGAAGGAGGAGAAGAAGCGCAUGCAUUGGCGUGACGAAUUACACCAUUUGCGAAGAGGAGCUGUUGGCAUGCCGAUCAUGGACCGCUCACCAAGACUGGGCCUGGGCAUAACGUAUUGGCAGAAGGAGCAGGCAUCCAGAGCUGAGCAGUUGGAAGUGUCCGAGAGUGAUCAGUAUCGCGCAACGGUAAGCUGCGAGUCUGGCCUCCCCACGAUGAUCGCCUUCGAGAAGUGGCUAAAAGACGACAUCUUGGCGGAAGCGCAACCGGGCCAAAAUGUAUUGGAUGCUAAAGACCACGUCUUCUACCCAAUUGGCGCGAUUCCUUGGCCGGCCUGGCCAUCACAGCUGAGGAAGCAAAAGACGAGGCAUCCAUGGAAGUGGACCAAAAAGGCUCCAACAUACCGAAGCCGCUAA
Molecule: messenger RNA, 1212 nt
Organism: Cyphellophora attinorum
Lineage: Eukaryota; Fungi; Ascomycota; Eurotiomycetes; Chaetothyriales; Cyphellophoraceae
Exons: 1
Coding region: 1-1212 (403 amino acids)
Biological process (GO): regulation of transcription by RNA polymerase II
Cellular component (GO): mediator complex
Molecular function (GO): transcription coregulator activity
Source: RefSeq, a predicted model, not a curated record